Cuscuta europaea is the source of this 298-nucleotide messenger RNA. NCBI's taxonomy places the organism in Eukaryota, Viridiplantae, Streptophyta, Magnoliopsida, Solanales, Convolvulaceae. The record is from the annotation of a GenBank genome assembly.
AUUCCAUCUACUCAGGCGCCCAUAGUUAUGGUGCAGCCCUCGUCCGGAAUACUCAUCCAGACCACCGAUCAAAUGUCCUCCUUUCAAACUGGCUCUAGCAGCGCGCCACCUUCUUCGCACGCCGAUGAUGCGCCACCAGCCUGGUCCCCUCUCGCUCCAGCACUCCGGCAGCGUCUCGGUGCUUCGUCCAUGCACUUUGCCGGACCCACCUUCACUGCCCAGCCAGCCACAAAUCCUCCACAGCAUGCACCAGUCACGGCCGGAUCAGGUUCUACGCAAGUCACAGGGUCGUCUGCUU